AUGGUGGUCAACCAGGCUGUUGAACCUGGGACCCAUCAGAGUGUGGUGUCUUUACCAGAAAUUCCAGAAGAAGUUCUUUACACAUUUGGAAGCUGUAUUCUGAUAAUUGGAUCUGUGGGUGUAGCCGGAAACCUUCUAGUUCUCUAUGCAUUUUACAGUAACAAGAAGCUAAGAACAGCACCUAACUACUUUACAAUGAACCUAGCCGUCAGUGAUUUCCUUAUGUCGGCUACCCAAGCUCCAGUCUGCUUCCUUAACAGUCUUCAUGGGAAAUGGAUACUUGGAGAAAUAGGUUGUAAUGUGUAUGCAUUUUGCGGUGCGCUGUUUGGGAUAACAUCUAUGAUGACUUUAUUGGCUAUUUCUGUGGAUCGUUACUUGGUUAUCACCAGACCUCUACAAUCCAUACGAUGGUCUUCUAAGAAAAGGACAUCCCAAGUAAUUGCCCUUGUCUGGCUAUAUUCCUUAAUGUGGAGUUUGGCACCUUUACUGGGUUGGAGUUCCUAUGUUCCGGAAGGGUUAAGGAUAUCAUGUACAUGGGAUUAUGUGACAUCUACAGCAGCUAACAAAAGUUACACUAUGAUGUUAUGUUGCUGCGUCUUCUUCAUUCCCCUUCUUGUAAUAUCACAUUGUUAUCUAUUCAUGUUCCUGGCAAUAAGAAGUACAGGCAGGAACGUUCAGAAGCUUGGAUCAUGUGGACGCCAAUCCUUUUUAUCCCCAACAAUGAAGAAUGAAUGGAAAAUGGCAAAAAUCGCCUUUGUGAUCAUUGUUGUUUACGUUUUGUCUUGGUCUCCUUAUGCAUGUGUGACUUUGAUUGCAUGGGCUGGUUACGGAAAACUGUUAACUCCGUAUUCCAAGACUGUUCCUGCAGUUAUUGCCAAAGCUUCUGCAAUUUAUAAUCCGAUUAUAUAUGGAAUAAUUCAUCCAAAAUACAGGGAAACCAUUCACAAGUCUGUGCCUUGUCUCCGCUUCCUCAUCAAGAUAUCAAAGAAAGAUUAUAUGUCAUCAUCUAAUUUUGAGUCUUCAAUGCGUGGUUCUGUCUACAGUCGGCAUUCUAUAGCCACAAGGAAGAAAAACAGCUGCAUUUCAACAGUUUCCACAGCAGAAACAGUGCUGAGUGAUGUAGGACAGGAUCCUGUUUACAAAAGUAUAUGUCUUCAGAGAAGCCAUUCAUUCUCUUCAUGUCAAAAACAGAAACAGAAAGAAGUACUUUUGAAGGCUUGGAGCUGCAAUACUUUACAGGAACAUAAGGUUCUCCCAACAUUCUGUACAUUGGACGAUUCACUGAGAAAAUCUGAUAAAUGCAAUACACAAGAGAUUCUUCUCUCCAGAUCACUAAAUGCAGCUACUUAUCCCAUUGGAUUAGAAUCUAUGGUUAAAGGGAGCAUCACAAACAUUUCACAGAUGAGAACGCCGAGGCGUGGUGUAAAUGCCGGUUUGGACUGGAUCAUUCAUACCACCAUUCCACGCAUCGUCAUCAUUCCUACUUCAGACAAUAGCAUCUCUAAUGAACAAGAACAGAAAGAGGACGACAUGCAGGAAAAGAAAGAAAAGGAUGAGGGUGAAGAUUUCUUUGACUUUCAUGUGGACACAACUUUGUUGGACCUUGAAGAACUGACCUCUCCCAUAGAUCUUUUUGAAGCAGUUGAAAAGUUUCUGUCCCAAAAAUAAAUGUACAGAAAUUGCUCU
Messenger RNA from Spea bombifrons (plains spadefoot toad), 1686 nucleotides. Its product is annotated as melanopsin-B-like. The transcript has 10 exons. NCBI's taxonomy places the organism in Eukaryota, Metazoa, Chordata, Amphibia, Anura, Pelobatidae. Gene Ontology annotation, biological process: visual perception; G protein-coupled receptor signaling pathway. Gene Ontology annotation, cellular component: membrane. The coding region runs from base 1 to 1668 and encodes 555 amino acids. Gene Ontology annotation, molecular function: G protein-coupled receptor activity. The record is from RefSeq and is a predicted model, not a curated record.